This is a messenger RNA of Pteropus alecto (black flying fox), 837 nucleotides long. It is a transcript of the gene GIP, whose product is annotated as gastric inhibitory polypeptide. The record is from RefSeq and is a predicted model, not a curated record. Gene Ontology annotation, biological process: response to glucose; response to starvation; regulation of fatty acid biosynthetic process. Gene Ontology annotation, cellular component: extracellular region. Gene Ontology annotation, molecular function: hormone activity; glucagon receptor binding. Lineage: Eukaryota; Metazoa; Chordata; Mammalia; Chiroptera; Pteropodidae. Bases 274 to 696 code for a protein of 140 amino acids. The transcript is spliced from 5 exons.
AAAAGAAAAAGAAGGCUCACCUCUUUGCCAGACUCUAUGUUCCUUCUAAUUCCUAACUCUUAAUGCCCAGCAUGCUUCGCCCUCCCCAGGAGGUUGCUCCAGCCUCUUGCCCCAAACUCAUGGCUCAGUGCCACCCAGCUUUCAGAACCCCCACAGGCUCCGAGGUGCCAGCAGUGCAUUGCCAUACUGGCUGCUCCCUCAGCACAGUGCUUUUACCUCAUCCUGCUCCUUUUCUCUCUUAGAUCAGAAAAUAACGUUUGAGAGACGGUGGCCAUGAAGACCUCUCUGCUGCUGGUGUCGUUGCUCCUAGCAGUGGUGCUAGGAGAGAAGGAAGAGGGUCACUCCAGAUUCCACACUAAAGUCAGUGGCUCCCAACCCCGAAGCCGCAGGUAUGCCGAGGGGACUUUCAUCAGUGACUACAGUAUCGCCAUGGACAAGAUCCGCCAACAAGACUUUGUGAACUGGCUGCUGGCACAGAAGGGGAAAAAGAAUGACUGGAAACAUAACAUCACCCAGAGGGAGGCCCAGGCCCUAGAGCUGGCCCAUCAAUCUUACAGGAAGAAGGAGGCCAGAGAGCAGCAGGACUCUCUACCCAAGAAGCCCAGUGAUGAAGAUCUGCUAAAGGACUUACUGAUCGGAAAGCUGCUGGGCUGGAUGGUGGACCAGAUGGAGCUCUGUAGACUCAGGUUUCAGUGACUUGACUACACUCAGCUCAGGAUGGGACUCUGCCCUUCAUUUACUCAGCUCCUGCCUCAGCCCCACUCCUGGGUACCCUGGAGAAGCCAAACCAAUACAUUUUAAGCUGAAAUAAAUCUUUGUGUCCAUUGUCAAAACGUA